Molecule: messenger RNA, 2208 nt
Organism: Bipolaris victoriae FI3
Lineage: Eukaryota; Fungi; Ascomycota; Dothideomycetes; Pleosporales; Pleosporaceae
Exons: 2
Coding region: 1-2208 (735 amino acids)
Source: RefSeq, a predicted model, not a curated record
AUGGCCACUCACGCGACCAUCACCUUCUCCCAGCCGGGCGUCCGUCCUCCCGUCUAUGUCACCUCCUCCCUCAGCGGCUGGACCCCGCUUGAGAUGGACGUGGCCGACGACACGACCGCCUCGGGCGACCCCAUCUUCACAAAGACAUUUUCCAAUGUGGACCAGGGGAGCUACCAGUACAAGGUCCGUCUUGGUCAAGACCACUGGAUCUUGGACGAGUCAAAGCAAACGGCUACCGACGACCAAGGCAUUCGCAACAAUGUUAUCCAUGUCGAGCCCGCUGCUCCUGAGCCUUCCCAGAGCUCAGCGCCAGACAGUACACCUACGCAAGCAACCACAUCAAGCGAUCCGCCUGCAGCACCCUCUCAUGAGGCUGCCUUGAAGCGGCUCGACAGCCGCAAAGACAGCACCAUGGACCAGGACCUACUACCCAUCCCAUCAGCUAAUCUGGAGCGUGAUGCUAAACAAACAGGCGAGGUGGAUUCGUCGACCAAGCCUGACGUGCUGGAACCGCCUCAUGUGCCCAUUGUUGUCAUCGACAAGGUGGACACCGAACCUGCGUCUGCCGAGGACGCUACUGAGGACGCUACCGCUGCCCAACAGACUGCGCAUGACACGAAGGCUGCUGACGCAUUGCCCGACAAAGUCGAAACUGUACCUCAACACCACGUUGAGCCUGGCACAGGCGAUGAGCAACCAGCACCAUUAUUGCACCAUGAAUCUUCCCAGGCCGACCCAUCGCCCUUGCCGCCCUCCAUGGACACGAUUGACGAAGAGUCUACGCCUUCAUCGGCCGAUCACACUAGUUCUGGAGACGCCAUGGACACCCCGUCGGAAUUGGACGAGGGUGACGAGUUGAACUUGGUACCCUUGCUUAGCCACGAGACUAGUGUAGGCCACGAAAGCAACGGGCUUGCAAAUGUACCCCUGUUUGCCCACGAAGCAGAGACUGGAAACCAUCAUGCCAAUCAAGUCCCGCUCUUGUCACAUGAGUCCAAUCUACCAGACGACGCCGCUGUUACGACCGACUCUGAUGGAGGAGAUGAACUAGACCGAUUUCCAUUACUGGCGCAUGAAGGCAAAUCCUCAGCGUACAAGGGAAGCGGGAUUGUAGCCAAGGGUAAUCAUCUCGAGGACGAAGGAUCACAUCUUGAUAAGCCUCAUAGUAAUCAUGGAGAUGAUGGCGACGCGCCUCUCCUGCCUCACGAGCGCGAAGCGGAAACCGCUGAUCAUGCUGGCUCAGUUUCUUCACAAGACUAUGCGCCAUUCCCGACGGAAAAACAGUCUGCCUUUGGCUACGAAACGGAAGGUGCACAAAAUCUCUUUGGUGGGCCUGGCCGAUAUGACUUCUUCAAGACACGAAAAAACAGCAGCCUGCCUCAUCGAUUGCCUCGAUCAGAUGCUGAGGACGAAGACCUAAACGAUCCGUCAUUAGAACGCUUUCCCACCAACCGUGAUCUAAUUCUGCAGCGCGUAGCCUCAAUAGGGGCUGAUCUCCCCGAAGAUGAGGCCACGCACGAACACCCUUGCUCACCACAACCAUCAGUCUUCUCGCAAGCAUGUUCUUCAGUUGAUCUUGCACCAGUUAAAUCAUAUACAUCGUUGGCCUCUGUGCCUGAAGCGGACGAUAGCGAUGAGGAGGACGAUGAACAAGACACUCAUGACCUUGACAGUUUGCCUUCGCCCAUCUAUAUCGGUAAAAACUACCUUCGUGUAUCCAAUCCACCAUCUGGAUUCGCCCGUGACCCCAACGCCACACCUGUCAUCAACGCAAGUAAGCAACUGGGAGAUAUAAUGCAGGCCAAAGACGAAGACUCAGCAGACCAUGCAAAAGAACCCAUUGGCGAAGCCAAAAGCAUAAACGGAUACGACGGUGCUCAGGACGAGUCAAAAUCUACCAGCACCUUGCGUGAUGCCAUCUCCUUGCCUACCAAGGCCACAACACCUCCGCCCACUUCUGAUCUCAAUGCUACAACUGAAGCACCCCAACCGGCUUCCAAUACGGACUCAGAGCUUCGACAACGCAAAGGUCUUGCUGAAGAGCCCUCACAGGACACAGACACCUCAGAAACUCUCGCAAAGGACACGACGACUUCCAAAGAUAAGGUGGAAAACACAGUACCAUCUUUGGCAUCUCUACACCAGCCCGAGAAGCACAAUGGCGGCGCGCUCAAGCUCUUGUUUGGCGAUCGGAAACGAGCCAGGUAA